CUGACCUAUGCUCAGUGUUGGACCAGUCGGCAGCUAGCGUCCGCGUACGAUCCAGCUGCAGUCUCCUCAGUCUAUCUGCAACAGCAACAACCGGUAUCUCGUCGCUCGAAAAACACUUACAAUGUCUCGUCCGCGCGUGUUUGCCGUGUGUGUAGUACUGUUGCUCGUGUCCGGUUGUCUUUGCAGGCCUAAGGACGACGACAGUCAUGGAACUCCAAAUGCCGCAUCCGCAGGGACUUCAUCAACGAGCAGGUCGAGCAGACUGCAGAAACCCACUCAAGUGCUAAACACGGGCUUUGACGAAAUAGUAGUGGAGUCUAACUUGCAAGUGCACAACCGCGUCGGAUCCAAAAAUAAAUCUAAAAUCAUGUUGCCUUCCAACAGCACUACCCAGGCACAUAAAUCCAGAUCACUCGUCGUCUAGACAUGACAACCAAUAAAUUCUUUUUAAAUAACAUUAUUAUUAUUAUUAUUAUUAUUGUACCACUUACAACUAAUACAUCAUUACCAUAACGCAUAGCCAGUUGGCAAUGAGGUAUAACUUGUUAUUUCAAUGCCUAUAGCCAAUUCAGUUUUAAACACAUUACACAUCAGUAAUUAUAAAUCGUUAGUUGUUAGUACGACGCACUUGUACCGACCAACCGCGACAUCCUCCUAAAUCUUAAAUAUUUUAAUGGUAUUUGUAAGGUAACUGGAUUAUGACUAAUUGUUAUUAUUAGAGUAUGGAUUUGGUAUCUUAGUAAAACGAUUUUUUUUUAAACAAUUUUAAACAUUGUAAAUAACUAUUUUAUUUUUGCAUUAUUUAAAAUAUUAUGUCAAACAAUUUUAAAUUUUAUUAAAAAUAAUGUUAUACAGCUUUAAUUUAAUUGAUAUUCUAUUAUGUAUUAAUACUUUUAAUAAGAUGUAUCAUGUAUUUUAUUUUUUUUUUACUUAGAUUUAUUAUGUAUUUUUUAUAUCUACAACAAGUAAUAUAUUAUACGCACCUUAUUUAUCAAAAAUAUAAUGUUUUUAAUUCAAAUAUCAUAAACCCUUAAUUUAAACUAUAAUAAUUUGUAGUAAUCCUCAAUCAUUUAUACGUAGAUAAUA
Messenger RNA from Adelges cooleyi (spruce gall adelgid), 1086 nucleotides. RefSeq lists its product as uncharacterized. The transcript is spliced from 2 exons. The record is from RefSeq and is a predicted model, not a curated record. Lineage: Eukaryota; Metazoa; Arthropoda; Insecta; Hemiptera; Adelgidae. The coding region runs from base 122 to 424 and encodes 100 amino acids.